This is a messenger RNA of Blastomyces dermatitidis ER-3, 201 nucleotides long. RefSeq lists its product as uncharacterized. The record is from RefSeq and is a predicted model, not a curated record. Lineage: Eukaryota; Fungi; Ascomycota; Eurotiomycetes; Onygenales; Ajellomycetaceae. The transcript has 3 exons. Bases 1 to 201 code for a protein of 66 amino acids.
AUGGGUGGAAGAGAAGGCGGAAAGGCGAAGCCGCUCAAGGCUCCUAAGAAGGAGAGGAAAGAACUCGAUGAGGAUGAUCUUGCAUUCAGAGAGAAGCAGAAAGCUGACGCCAAAGCCAAAAAGGAACUGGCGGAUAAGGCGAAGGGCAAGGGGCCUCUGAACUCGGGACAGCAGGGAAUCAAGAAGUCUGGGAAGAAAUAA